GGGUUAUUAGCUGUGCGCUUCGCCCCAGUUCAAGCUUAGAGAAGCCGAGUCCAGCUGGCGCCAGUGCUGACAUAGGAUGCUGCGGGGAUGUUACAGGCCACAAGCACUGAGUCUGCCCCCUGAAUAAGACACUCCAGUCCCAGCUUUCCUCCUCCCUCUCCCCUCAGUCGGCUCAUUCCACUUCGGGACUCUGCGCACUGCCCGGCAGCGGCGAUCUCCAGCUGUGCGUCUGAUCCACAGUCCCAGGACUAACGGGGACAACUCACUUUCACUUUUAACAGCCGAAGCCUUGCUAAUAGGAAGGACACAUAUAUCUGGCCGAUCUCUGGAGAGAACUUUGCUCCUGCGAUGGAAGUGGCCACUGACCAGCCCCGUUGGAUGGCGCACCACGCUGUGCUCAAUGGGCAGCACCCAGACAGCCACCACCCCGGCCUGGCCCAUAACUACAUGGAGCCCACUCAGCUCUUGCCUCCUGAUGAAGUCGAUGUCUUCUUUAAUCACCUGGACUCUCAAGGCAACCCCUACUAUGCCAACUCGGCCCAUGCCAGGGCAAGGGUGUCUUACAGCCAGGCUCACGCUCGCUUGACUGGCAGUCAGAUGUGUCGGCCUCACCUGUUACAUAGCCCCGGGCUGCCCUGGCUGGAGAGUGGGAAGACUGCGCUGUCCGCUGCCCAUCACCACAACCCCUGGACUGUCAGCCCCUUUGGCAAGGCCCCACUUCACCCUGCGGCAGCCGGUGGCUCGUUGUACCCGGGCACCGGCUCCUCUGCCUGCCCCUCUUCCUCCCACUCGAGCCCGCACCUGUUUGGUUUCCCUCCGACCCCUCCCAAGGACGUGUCCCCCGACCCAGGCACCGCGGCCUCCCCGCCCUCCUCUUCCAGGCUUGAGGAUAAGGACAGCAUUAAGUACCAGAUGUCGCUCUCUGAAGGAAUGAAGAUGGAAGGAGGCAGUCCCCUGAGGAGCAGCCUGGCACCAAUGGGUACCCAGUGCUCUACCCACCAUCCCAUCCCUACCUACCCCUCCUAUGUGCCAGCAGCACACGACUACAGCAGCGGCCUCUUUCAUCCUGGCAGCCUCCUGGGAGGCCCGGCCUCCAGCUUCACCCCUAAACAGAGGAGCAAGAGCAGAUCCUGCUCAGAAAGAAAUCCGGUUUCUUCGUCUUUCCAUUUAGAAGGGAGAGAGUGUGUCAACUGUGGAGCUACAGCCACCCCUCUGUGGAGAAGAGAUGGGACCGGCCAUUAUCUGUGUAACGCCUGUGGUCUCUAUCACAAAAUGAAUGGUCAAAACCGGCCACUCAUUAAACCCAAGCGGAGACUGUCGGCGGCCAGGAGAGCGGGCACCUGCUGUGCAAACUGUCAGACCUCAACUACCACUUUAUGGAGACGUAAUGCUAAUGGGGACCCUGUGUGCAACGCCUGCGGACUCUACUACAAAUUGCACAAUGUGAAUCGGCCCCUGACCAUGAAAAAGGAAGGAAUUCAGACCAGAAAUAGGAAAAUGUCCAACAAGUCCAAGAAAAACAAGAAAGGAUCUGAGUGUUUUGAGGAACUUUCCAGGUGCAUGCAGGAGAAGUCGUCUCCCUUCAGCGCAGCAGCCCUGGCUAGCCACAUGGCUCCUAUGGGUCACUUGGCACCUUUCAGCCAUUCAGGGCACAUCUUGCAGACCCCGACUCCCAUCCACCCUUCUUCUAGCCUCUCCUUUGGGCACCCACACCACUCCAGCAUGGUGACGGCUAUGGGAUAAAUAAUAACUCUGACGUGGGCAAGUGGGCCUUGCUGAGAAGACAGUGUAACAUAAUAAUUUGCACCUCGGCAAUUGCAGAGGGUCGAUCUCCACUUUGGACACAACAGGGCUACUCGGUAGGACCAGAUAAGCACUUUGCUCCCUGGACUGCAAAAGAAAGGAUUUAUCUGUUUGCUUCUUGCUGACAAAUCCCUGUGAAAGGUAAAAGUCGGACACAGCAAUCGAUUAUUUCUCGCCUGUGUGAAAUUACUGUGAAUAUUGUAAAUAUAUAUAUAUAUAUCUGUAUAGAACAGCCUCGGAGGCGGCAUGGACCCAGCGUAGAUCAUGCUGGAUUUGUACUGCAGACUUGUUACAAAAGAAAACUUUAUAUUAAAAUAAUUAUAUCUAAGGCUUCAUUUUAAAAAAACAAAAAGCAAAAAAAAUAUUUAUUUUGGUCCUGAUUUUUUUUUCAAUCUGCCUCCACCCCCCCCAAGCCGGGCUCACUCGCUCUUCUCUGGAGCACCUUUAUUCCCCCUAUGUAAUAUGGACAAGACCACCAUAAGGCCUCUGACCUAUCUUUAACCUUCUGUCCGCUGGAGGGCUGCUGGCGAGGAGCAGUUUCGGAAUAGCAUGAAAGCAAACAAAUAUUAAAAGAAUACAAGUUUUAUGCGGUUCCUUCUAAGUGAUUGCACCUGGGUUAAGGUUUGUCAUUUGGUUGGCAACGUUCCCUAUAACAUUCUUUGUUUGAGCAUAAUAGGCCUUCUUUAAAGUGCUGUUCCCUGAAAUAGUCACAUUAAAAAUAAUUGAAACAAGAUAAAGAAGCUUGGCUUACAUUUUUUGGUUAAUAUUUACAUUCUUUGGCUCCUGGGCUGGUUUAAAGCAGCGUAGAGAGAGGGUCAGUUUUAUUGUCAUCUGUGGGUCUCAGUCUGUUCCUUGCAGGACUCCAGCUGUGCUCAGGUUCCCUCUGGAUUCUGGGAGUUGUAGUACAGCCCUAUUCUUCUAUAUACAUGGCCCAAGUCAAGCUGUAGUCCUUUGUUUUAUUAACCCAGAAGAGGAAGCCUGACAUUCACUGGGCAGUCAGUAUUAACAGGCAGACUCAUUAACAGCCCCCCUUCCCCCAUAAAUAUCAUACUGAAUAAUUCUUAUUCAAGUCCAUUCAUCUGUGAUUUAUUAAAAAAAAAAAAAUAGAAAGUCAAUUACCUAACAGGCAGAAAUUUAAUGUUCUUUCCAGCGUGGUGUGUAAUAUAUUGAUUGCUUGGUCUUGGAACAUCAUUUUAUGAGCAAUAUCCAUUAUAACACAAUGAUGUAUAUAUUUAUUCAGGAUACAAAAUGAUCAUUUUGGUGUAGCUGCGCCAUUGCAGUUGAACCCAUCCUCUUUGUAUCUAAAAGCAAAAUGUAUUGCUGGGGCAAAAACACAUCUGUAAUGUACCUUUCUGUUCUGACAUAUAUAAAGCAGUCAUUUGAUAAUGCAUUUAAUAUUAAAGGGCCAAGUCGUUCUAUUUAGACAGUACGAUAGAGGAAGGUAAUCCAUGUGCUGCGCACCUUGCCAGGUAGAAAUGGGUUAACUGUAAAGAGGGGCUUAGGGUUCCGGGAUGUGGGAAGGUUGAAUUUAAAUCAGACAAGUGGUCCUGCUAAAUUUCUUUAGCAUCAUCUUUGUAACCAGAGGGGCUUGCAGGUCUCAUAUGGCUGGAAUGGGAGGUAGGCAGAAAUCAUCACUGCCACACUAUCCUUAUGUGUGUAAAUGGUACACAAUGGAGAAUAUUGCCUGCAGCUGUUACUAACUACAACUCCCUGCACCCUCAGACAGCAGGGAGUUGUAGGAGGAGACCGAAGCCCGACAUCUUUCCAGCCACAGGCCCCUCUGGCUUCAAAGAAGUAGCUAGUGCUUUAUGGUACAAGCUGUAAAUUAUUUUGUACCUUUUUAUAAAAGGGGAUUUUGGGAAAAAUGUUACUGAUACAAGAGAAAUUUUCAAACGUGCAAUAUAUUGGCAGCCCUGGCCCCUGCCGGGCAGUGAAGCUCUGCGGUCCGGACAUAAAUUAUUUUGUAUCGGUUUCAGCUAGAAAAAAAAAAUAAAUUCUACAGUAUUUUUUUUUAAUUUACUUGUUUAUUUUGAUUAGUGACCUUAAGUUAUUGUCGGCUCUGUACACCAUGUUUAUAUAUUGUCUGUAUAAAGUGUAUGCUAUACUCCUACUCCAUGAAGGUGAAUAUUGCUAAAAAUAAAAUAACUUUUUUUUGUUGAA
Molecule: messenger RNA, 3963 nt
Organism: Xenopus laevis (African clawed frog)
Lineage: Eukaryota; Metazoa; Chordata; Amphibia; Anura; Pipidae
Gene: gata2.L
Product: GATA binding protein 2 L homeolog
Exons: 6
Coding region: 349-1743 (464 amino acids)
Biological process (GO): regulation of DNA-templated transcription; cell fate commitment; regulation of transcription by RNA polymerase II
Cellular component (GO): nucleus
Molecular function (GO): RNA polymerase II cis-regulatory region sequence-specific DNA binding; zinc ion binding; DNA-binding transcription factor activity, RNA polymerase II-specific
Source: RefSeq, a predicted model, not a curated record